AUGGCCGCCGCCACCACCACCUACUUGGCCGCAGCCGUCUCGUCGUCGCGUGCACCUCCCCUCCUCCAACCCACCUCCAACGCCACCUUCGUUUCCUUCCCGCGGCGGCUGCUCCCCGCCACCACCCUCGCCCUCUCCGCCCCCUCCCAGCUGUCGCUAGUGCCGGCGGCCAACCCCAAGUACCACAACGCGAAGGUGGACGCGGGCGACGAGGACGUGGACGGGGAGGAGAUCCUGCGGCGGUUCAACUGGCAGGUGUCCCGUGCGGGCGUCAUGGAGGAGAUCAGGCGGCGGCGGAGGCACGAGGACGCGCGGGACAAGCGCAAGCGCAAGGCGCGGUCGGCGGCGCGGAGGUUCCGCCGGAGGCGAUUCAAGGGCCCAUACCCUUUCAGUGAUGAUCAGGGGGCGAAGGAGCAGGCCUCUGAUGAUGAGGGGAAUGACAACUGGGAGCUCCCUGCAGGAGAGUUGCCUUACAGGCGAUUGGCGGCCAAAGCACGGUAUACUGAUGUAAAGCUUUGUUCUGAUUGUGUUAUGUCUCAGAGAGCAGCAGACCCUCCUGACUGUGCUGCAAAUACUUGA
Molecule: messenger RNA, 579 nt
Organism: Miscanthus lutarioriparius
Lineage: Eukaryota; Viridiplantae; Streptophyta; Magnoliopsida; Poales; Poaceae
Source: the annotation of a GenBank genome assembly